CUGGAAAGAUUUUUUUGUCUUCUGAUUUUCUGAUUAUAGUAUAUGCAGGUGAGAGUUUUCAGGGGAUUUAUUCUGCUUUGGGUUCUCUUGGCUUCCUGGAGUCUGUCACUAAUUUUGGAACGUUCUUGGCCAUUAUUAUUGUCACCUCACAUCUUUCUUCUUCCUUUUUUCUUUCUUCUUCUGGUAUUGCAGUACUUUUUGUGUUAUACUUCCUGAAUUUGCCCCACGGUCCUUGGAUGUUCAGUUUUUUCCUGUCUGCGUUUCGGUCUGGAAGGUGUUGACUUCUGUUCAGGCUCACUGCUUUUCCUUCAGCGGUGUGAACGUGGCGGAAGGCCGUCUUCAUUGCCGUCCUGGUCUUCUCGAUUUUUAGCCUUGCCUUCUGGUUCUUCCUUAGAGUGUCCAUCUCCCUGUUGAUAUUGUUCACGUGUUGCAUGUUGUCUUUUCCGUUCGUUCUUAACGUAUCAAUUAGAAAUAGUUGAAAUUCUCGGACGAUCCCCAAACCUGUGUCGUUGAAGUCUGGUCCUUGUGAUUGCGUCGUCUCUUCAGACCUGCCUUCCGCUCGCUUUUCGGUACGUCUCACCUCUGUUGUCGAGAACCUGACAAGGGUCAGGUCAUAGCACCUGAGGUACGUAGACCUCUGGCGAGUGGCUUGGUGGUGCUCUGGCGAGGGGUUUGGCUCUGUUUAGCGUUUGCUGUCGCUGCCGGAUGCUUCUGGCGACCUUGUUUGUAUCUGCCCUCUUGACCUUGCGAUUUUCUGAGCAGCCUUCCCCAGACAGUCUGUGUCUUGCAGCUGUUUGAGCCGUGCCUCACCCUGGUCGGCCCUGGAGCCCUUGGGUGUGGCGGUCAAGUACGAGAGAGGGAGAUUGAAGAUGACCCUUCAGCGAUGUUAGGUCUAUAAUGGGAAGUGUCACAGCUCGAUAUUUCUGUUACGGAUGCCUUUUCACAUCUGCGACCUGGACGGUUUUGCUUUUUAUUUAUUUCAACUUCAGUGAAGUGACUCAGCCACUUAAGAAUGUGCCCAUCAAGGGGUCCGGGCCCCAUGGCCCUUUUCCCAAAAAAUUCUAUCCCCGUUUCACUCGAGGCCCAAGUCGAGUGUUAGAGUCACAGUUCAAAGUAAACAGAAUUGAUGACUUGAUAGAUAAUCAUGUUGAAGAUCCAGAAAAAGGCAACACGAAAUUCUCUUCUGAAUUGGGCAUGAUUUUUGAUGAACGUGAUCAGGAGUUGAGAGACUUGGGCUAUCAGAAACACGCCUUCAACAUGCUCAUCAGUAACCGCUUGGGCUACCGCAGAGAUGUGCCCGACACCAGGAACACCGCAUGUAAAGACAAGUCUUACCCCGCGGACCUGCCAGUCGCCAGUGUCGUUAUCUGUUUCUACAAUGAAGCCUUGUCUGCCUUGCUUCGUACGGUGCACAGCGUUCUAGACCGCACGCCAGCCCAGCUCCUUCAUGAAAUCAUCCUUGUGGAUGAUGACAGUGACUUUGAUGAUUUGAAAGGAGAACUAGAAGAAUAUGUCCAAAAAUACCUCCCUGGAAAAAUUAAAGUAAUAAGAAACACAAAGCGUGAGGGACUGAUUCGAGGAAGGAUGAUCGGAGCGGCCCAUGCUACAGGAGAGGUCCUGGUGUUCCUGGACAGCCACUGCGAGGUGAACGUGCUGUGGCUGCAGCCCCUGCUGGCCGCCAUCCGGGAGGACCCGCGGACCGUCGUGUGCCCCGUCAUUGACAUCAUCAGUGCGGACACGCUCGCCUACAGCUCGUCCCCCGUCGUGCGCGGAGGGUUCAACUGGGGGCUGCACUUCAAGUGGGACCUCGUGCCCCUUUCUGAGCUCGGGGGACCGGAAGGAGCCACCGCACCCAUCAGGUCACCGACAAUGGCUGGAGGAUUGUUUGCCAUGAACAGACACUAUUUCAAUGAACUUGGACAGUAUGACAGUGGCAUGGAUAUCUGGGGAGGAGAAAAUUUAGAAAUAUCAUUUCGGAUCUGGAUGUGUGGAGGUAAACUCUUCAUCAUCCCGUGCUCUAGAGUCGGACACAUUUUCCGAAAAAGGCGACCGUAUGGCUCUCCUGAAGGCCAGGACACCAUGACCCACAACUCCUUGCGGCUGGCACAUGUCUGGUUGGAUGAAUACAAGGAGCAGUAUUUUUCCUUAAGACCUGACCUGAGGACCAAAAGUUACGGAAACAUCAGUGAGCGUGUUGAACUGAGGAGGAAGUUGGGCUGUAAAUCAUUUAAGUGGUAUUUGGAUAAUAUUUACCCAGAGAUGCAGAUAUCUGGGCCCAAUGCCAAACCCCAACAACCCAUUUUUAUCAACAGAGGGCCAAAACGUCCCAAAGUCCUUCAGCGUGGAAGGCUCUAUCACCUCCAGACCAACAAGUGUCUGGUGGCCCAGGGCCGCCCGAGUCAGAAAGGAGGCCUGGUGGUGCUUAAAGCGUGUGACUACAGUGACCCCGGUCAGGUCUGGAUUUAUAACGAAGAGCACGAGUUGGUUUUAAAUAAUCUCCUUUGCCUGGAUGUGUCAGAAACUCGCUCGUCAGACCCACCCCGACUCAUGAAGUGCCACGGGUCGGGAGGGUCCCAGCAGUGGACCUUUGGGAGGAGUAACCGGCUGUACCAGGUGUCGGUUGGACAGUGUCUGAGAGCAGUCGACUCACUGAGUCACAAAGGCUACGUCGCCAUGGCGAUCUGUGACGGCUCCUCUUCACAGCGGUGGCGUUUGGAAGGUUAAAGUGGCUGCUGUGCCGGAAUACGGUAAUCAUCAGCGUCGGCCUCCUCUGUAAGGCGUGAGGCUUGAGAAGUUGCUGGUACAAGAAAAUCCCAGUUAAGUAGAACCAUUUUUGAGAAGGUGGGACGGCAGAUACACUAGAGACUGGAGCCCAGAGUGGUCAUCAAGGGAGUGAGGAAGUUUGUUUGACCAAGACAUUAACAUCAUUUCUGAGCUGCUAAGGAAUUUCUUGCUUAUGGUGAGAAACUAGAAUACAAUUUUAACUCUAUAAAGGGUCAGGUAUGUACAGAAAGACAAACCCAGGAAAUUGAACAGAAACGUCAAACUUUUAUUUAUGCUUCUUUUUAAUCCCUUGAAUAAUGGAAUGGCGUUUGAUCAGGAACUUGUCAUGAUUUCCUUUUUUAGAAGGACUUCAUAGGAAACAGAUUUUUUUUUUUUACUCCUAUUAUCAUGUCUUAAAAUAAUUUUAAACAGACUGAAUCCACAUUGCUUUUAACUUCAGAAGGCCUCAUUUAUAAGAUUAUAUAUUUAAGAGGCAGUUAACUGUUAUAAAUUAUUUUGAUGAACUAUGGUACUAUCUACAUUUAAAAUAAAGGGUUCUUUUGAUGAUUUA
Messenger RNA from Herpailurus yagouaroundi (jaguarundi), 3334 nucleotides. RefSeq names its product polypeptide N-acetylgalactosaminyltransferase 11 (gene GALNT11). The transcript has 12 exons. Gene Ontology annotation, molecular function: polypeptide N-acetylgalactosaminyltransferase activity; Notch binding. The record is from RefSeq and is a predicted model, not a curated record. Gene Ontology annotation, cellular component: Golgi apparatus. Bases 898 to 2724 code for a protein of 608 amino acids. Gene Ontology annotation, biological process: regulation of Notch signaling pathway; protein O-linked glycosylation. Lineage: Eukaryota; Metazoa; Chordata; Mammalia; Carnivora; Felidae.